Messenger RNA from Phytophthora infestans T30-4, 3445 nucleotides. RefSeq names its product phospholipase D, Pi-PXPH-PLD. Gene Ontology annotation, molecular function: D-type glycerophospholipase activity. The transcript is spliced from 2 exons. Bases 1 to 3360 code for a protein of 1119 amino acids. The record is from RefSeq and is a predicted model, not a curated record. Lineage: Eukaryota; Oomycota; Peronosporomycetes; Peronosporales; Peronosporaceae. Gene Ontology annotation, cellular component: plasma membrane. Gene Ontology annotation, biological process: phospholipid catabolic process; intracellular signal transduction; phosphatidic acid biosynthetic process.
AUGAGCCCCACAGAGCAAGACUCAUCGGCGUCGCCCAGCGUCGCCGACGUAGUGACUGCCGCUCAGCAAGAGCAACAACCGCAACAAUCGCAAGAUCCACCACAACCAGCGUCGCCAGCGUACGCGGGGUCUUCCGUUUUCGAAACGACGCACGGGGCAGGCCCCAGUUCCAUCGCCGGCGGUCGACCGCGAGUGGAGUCUUCUGAGCAUUUUGGCUUCCUACACCACAACGCGGACGAAGACAUCUACGUGUUCGAGGAGCCGCCCGAGGUAAAGGUACUCGGCGGUCGCUUCGAGGAGUCUUGGCCUACCCGGUACGUCGAAUACGAUGUUGAGCUAAAGUACAAUAAUUUCAAGUGGAAGGUGGAGAUCCCCAAGUCUUCCAUCUCAAGUCUCUGGUUCUACAUUAAGAGUCGCCCGCAUCUUCGUCACGCCCCGUCUUCAGUCGCUGUAGAGCGCACUGAACAUGGCAUUGGCGAGUCGGGCGUGCCGGAGCACACACCUACAGCCAGUGAAUCCCGCUGGCCGCAGCUACGAAAACUUUUCUUAACAUCUGCCGACAAGUCUGUUGGCCCCGAGAUGGUUGCACUCGUGCAGCAGUUACUGGAAACGGUAGUGAAAGUGCCGCGACUGCUACGAUCGCCCUUUGUUGCAGCGUUAUUUCAAGUCAGCAACUCAACGUUCGACGACGAAAUGGGUCGAACGUCUGUACGUGAAGGUUGGCUGAAAACACGUUUCUGGCUCAAAGGUAACCGCGAGAAUGUCCGUAUCAACCGCGCGUCCAUGUCGUGGGACAACGAAUGCUUCAACUGCAUGUGUGUGGUCAAGCGCGUUAACUUCCGUGCCAAACGUUUGCGCUGGGUGUCGCUCAAGACGUCUAGUAUUGCCAUUUUUGACUCCAUCGAGGACACAAUCGCUCGCAAGGCCUUCCUUUUCGACAGUAAGUUCAACAUCGAACGCGGUCUAGCCACCACAGGCUCCAGUACGACGUUGUUAGUCUCGAACGCAACGUAUGUUCUUCAAAUGGAGGCAAAGUCCAAGCAGGCACUUACAAAGUGGGCCAAUGAUAUCCGUCGAGUAGCUGAGGCCUCGAACUGGUCGCAGGCUCAUCGUGAUGGUUCCUUUGCGAUCCCUCGCAACCCUGUACACAUGACGUCGUUCGCGCAAUGGUAUGUGGAUGGCAGUGACGCCUACGCUGCCAUCUAUGAGGCCAUCCAGUCGGCUACGAAGGAGAUUUUUAUUGCCGGAUGGUGGGUCUGUCCGACUAUCCAUCUCCUGCGUCCUGCGGAACAUUACCCCGAGUCGAGACUUGACGUUGCACUACAGAAGAAAGCAGAGGAGGGGGUGCAAGUCUACGUCCUUAUGUACAAGGAAGUGUCAGUGGCCUUGACACUGAACAGCAUGUUCUCCAAGCAGGUGUUGAGCAAGUUACACAAGAAUGUCCACGUGUUACGUGACCCCGACUUUUUGAUGAAGCAGCUUGGGUUGUGGUCGCAUCACGAGAAGAUCGUGAGUGUUGAUCAACGUGUGAGUUUCGUUGGAGGACUGGAUCUCUGCUUUGGACGUUGGGAUACGCACGGACACGAGCUGUUCGACGAACCUGGCAAGCCAACAAACUUCGUAGGCAAGGAUUACUCCAACCCGCGCGUGAAGGACUUUGUGGAAGUCGACCGUCCUGACGAAGACAUGAUUGACCGCACCGAAGAGCCUCGGAUGCCGUGGCAUGACUGCCACUGCCGUCUGGAGGGCCAACCAGCUCGUGAUGUAGCGCGUCACUUCGUACAACGCUGGAACUACUCCGUGUCUACACGCAAGAAAUCGCGGAAGCUGCAUCACCUUGUGCCCAUGAAAGAUUACCCGGUAACGGUCAUUAGCAAGCACGGUCCCCGGAAGUUGACGCAGCGCCUUCAGAAGGCUGUACAUGCCAUACGAGCAAUGCGUGGCUUGUCUAGGGGCCGUGCCAACACGGAGAACCGUGGAUUUAACAGUGAUCGACGCAUGGCGCGUAUGUUGAGCAGUCAGAACGAAUCGGGUCAAAUGCCUAUUUUGCAAGAUGAAAACGAAGAUGUGAUGUUGGAUCUGCCCGAUGGAGACGAAGAGAGCGACGAAGCCUUUGAGAAACACAAGCAAGAGGUCGCUGCCAGAGGAUACCGCGUCAACACGCAGAUCCUACGCAGCUUAUCGCUGUGGUCAGGCGGUGUGGCUACAGAGCGCAGUAUCCAGAACGCGUACAUCCGUCUCAUUGGAUCAGCGCAGCACUUUGUGUACAUUGAGAACCAGUUCUUUGUGUCUGGACUGGAAGGAGACCACGGAUGCUCGAACCGUAUCGCGAAUGCAUUGGUGGAAAGAAUUCGUCGCGCGUCGGAUAAUAAUGAGAAGUUUCGCGUCAUUGUGGUGAUGCCGUUGCUGCCAGCCUUCCCAGGAAAGCCCGAUGACAAGGACGCGAGUAGUCUGCGUGGAGUGAUGCACUGGCAAUACCGCUCAAUCUGUCGCGGCGAGCACUCGAUUUACCAGCGUUUGUACCAGGAGCUAGAAGAUGACGAUCCAUUCAAGUACAUUGCCUUCUAUGGUCUACGCAACCACAGUGUCCGUGAAGAUGCCCAGGCUCGGACUGAGGAAGUGUAUAUCCACAGUAAGGUGAUGAUUGUGGACGACCGGAUUUGUAUCAUCGGCUCGGCUAAUAUCAACGAACGCAGUAUGUGUGGAGACCGUGACUCGGAGAUCGCUGUGUUGGUGGAGGAUCACGAGAUGGAAGAGGAGAUCGCUAUCGCUGGCGGCACGUACAAUGUGGGCAAGUUCGCGCACUCGUUUCGUAUGAAGCUGUUCGAGGAACACUUUGGCUUGGAGCCUGGCACGCCGAAGUACCAGAAAUAUCAAGAUCCGGUGAGCAAGGAUACGUGGUUCUCCAUGCAGGAACAAGCCAUGACAAACCACCAGAUCUACGACUCGGUGUUCGGGUGUCUGCCGUCCGACAGCGUGACGAGCUUCGCUCAGAUCGAUUCGCACAUCCAGUCGGCGCAAGGUCUCGACACGUCCGGUCGCGGUGCAGAGGAGGCGGUGGCCGCAGCCAAGGCGACUGACACAACGGACAUUGCCAGUAAUAACGGGGACGAACGACGAAUGUCCUCGAUGAGCGACCGAGUCAUGUCGCCCCAGAAUAGCUCGAGAGGAACAAGCUCAAGAGGACGCAAGUCGGUGUUCAGCGGAGCCAUGAACGUGAACAUGAAGGAGAGUUCGCACAUCGCCCAGCAGAAACACGAGCUGAGCAACGUGCAAGGUCACAUUGUGUACUUCCCUCUCAAGUUCCUCGUGGACGAGCAAUUGGAGCCCAAGUUGUUCCCGGCUGAUCUGUUCCAGUAAGGAAACCACGCUCUAGUUUUUCUUUUAGUGCAGACCUGUGUGCAGCGGAACGAACGACUGACGUAGCACGCAGUUUUUAUCGAUU